AUGGACGACAUGGAAUAUGAUGACGUAGGCCACCACGAAAUGGAGGAGGAGGUCCCGGAGGACGAAAUGGAGGAAGAAGUACCGGCUGAAGAUAUGUACGAAGGGGGUAAUGACAUUGCAGAUGAAGAUAAUAAGUUGCAAGUGCUGGACGAGUCACAUAAGCAGCCGAAUGCUAAACGUAUUACCACACGUUACAUGACUAAGUACGAACGUGCUCGUGUUCUAGGAACUCGUGCAUUGCAAAUCUCCAUGAAUGCACCGGUGAUGGUGGAUAUUGAAGGUGAGACGGACCCACUCAAGAUUGCAAUGAAGGAACUGCGUGAACGCAAAAUUCCCAUUAUCAUUCGCCGAUACCUACCAGACAAUUCAUUUGAGGACUGGAGCAUUGAUGAGCUCAUUAUUGAGUAG
This is a messenger RNA of Peronospora farinosa, 408 nucleotides long. NCBI's taxonomy places the organism in Eukaryota, Oomycota, Peronosporomycetes, Peronosporales, Peronosporaceae. The record is from the annotation of a GenBank genome assembly.